AUGACUACAGGCCAGGACGAGUGCGGCAUGCGCGCGCCGCCCGCCGGCGCCAGCGUGCUCCCGCACCCGCACUACAACACCAAGGCCGCCCGCCUCCGCACCUUCAAAGACUGGCCCAAGAGCAUGAAGCAGAAGCCCGAGGAGCUCGCCGAGGCCGGCUUCUACUAUACGGGCCAGAGCGACAAGACCAAGUGCUUCUACUGCGACGGUGGACUCAAGGACUGGGAGGAGGACGACGUCCCGUGGGAGGAACACGCGCGUUGGUUCGACCAGUGCGCGUACGUCCAGCUCGUCAAGGGCCGAGAUUACGUCCAGAAGGUCAAAUCGAAGGCGUGCGUCGUCCCCAAAACGGUACCCGAUAUGAAGACGAACAAGUAAGCAACCACACCAACUAGUUAAGAUUUUUUUUUCUCUCUCCCUAUUAAAGAUACAGUUAAAAUUAUCAUUAAGUAUAAUCUAUUAAUCAAAUUUAUAAUCUUAAUAAUGUAUAAUCAAUUCUAUAAACAUGCAGACACGUCUGCGAGCGAUAUUCCAAAUUCUACUAUCUAUUAAUCUAUUAAUUAUAAUUAAUUUACGAUUACUACUUGAUGACGAAAAACAAAACAUGAAUAUAUGUUAAAAAAAUAUAUAUUCACCAGUUAACCACAAGUAAUUAAUUUUAAA
Messenger RNA from Cydia splendana, 663 nucleotides. Its product is annotated as death-associated inhibitor of apoptosis 1-like. The transcript has a single exon. Gene Ontology annotation, biological process: negative regulation of apoptotic process; regulation of cell cycle; positive regulation of protein ubiquitination. Gene Ontology annotation, molecular function: ubiquitin protein ligase activity; cysteine-type endopeptidase inhibitor activity involved in apoptotic process. Bases 1 to 378 code for a protein of 125 amino acids. The record is from RefSeq and is a predicted model, not a curated record. Gene Ontology annotation, cellular component: nucleus; cytoplasm. Lineage: Eukaryota; Metazoa; Arthropoda; Insecta; Lepidoptera; Tortricidae.